AGUUUAUUUCAAAAUUUUACAAGAAUCAGUGUUAAUUCUUAAGGUUACAAUUUGGAAAUUCUCAAAAGUCACGUCAAUAGUUCAUUAAGAUAAAUUUUACGAGAACGAUAAGGCAAAUAGUUGUGUAUAAAAGCUGAAGCAGCUCAAGUGAACGCAUUCUGAAGUCACUCAGUGAAACAACAUGGCCGCUAAACUCAUUCUCUUCGUCUGCGCCACCGCCCUCGUGGCACAGUCCGCUUUAGGCAUCGGUUGUGGUUGCGGUUGUGGAGGUCGUGGCUACGGCGGUCUGGGCUAUGGUGGUCUAGGCUACGGGGGCUAUGGAGGUGGAUGCGGUCGUGGUUUCAGCGGUGGUGGUCUCCCUGUUGCUACUGCCUCUGCUGCUCCCACUGGGCUUGGGAUAGCUUCCGAGAACAGGUACGAGGGUACUGUCGGUGUCUGCGGCAACCUGCCGUUCCUUGGUACUGCUGAUGUCGCUGGCGAGUUCCCCACCGCCGGUAUUGGUGAAAUCCUCUACGGCUGCGGAAACGGUGCCGUUGGUAUUACCCGCGAGGGUGGACUCGGCUAUGGAGCUGGUUACGGAGGCGGCUAUGGUCUCGGCUAUGGAGGCUACGGAGGUGGCUACGGUCUCGGCUAUGGAGGCUACGGCGGAUGCGGAUGUGGCUGCGGCUACUGAACAAAUUGUCAACACGACGCUUGUCCUUUUAUAAUCUGAACACUCAAAAUAUAUUUUACUCCAGCAUCAAA
This is a messenger RNA of Bombyx mori (domestic silkworm), 744 nucleotides long. RefSeq names its product chorion class B protein L11-like. Lineage: Eukaryota; Metazoa; Arthropoda; Insecta; Lepidoptera; Bombycidae. The transcript is spliced from 2 exons. Gene Ontology annotation, biological process: chorion-containing eggshell formation; multicellular organism development. Gene Ontology annotation, molecular function: structural constituent of egg chorion. The record is from RefSeq and is a predicted model, not a curated record. Gene Ontology annotation, cellular component: egg chorion. Bases 182 to 673 code for a protein of 163 amino acids.